Molecule: messenger RNA, 1566 nt
Organism: Perognathus longimembris pacificus (Pacific pocket mouse)
Lineage: Eukaryota; Metazoa; Chordata; Mammalia; Rodentia; Heteromyidae
Gene: Ankrd53
Product: ankyrin repeat domain 53
Exons: 6
Coding region: 1-1566 (521 amino acids)
Biological process (GO): regulation of mitotic cytokinesis; positive regulation of microtubule polymerization; regulation of mitotic spindle organization
Cellular component (GO): spindle pole
Molecular function (GO): protein binding
Source: RefSeq, a predicted model, not a curated record
AUGGAGGAGGCGGGCGGCGCAGGGGCGCCCCCCGGGGAUGCGACGGCGGUGGGCGGGGCGCUGGGCGGGAGCUCCAGCCGCCGGGCCUCGGCGCGGGCCCGGGCGGGGUCUCUCCUGGUGGGCUGGGACUGGCGGCUGGGCACGCGCGGCUCGCAGCAGCCUCAGGUGGGCCGGCGGGCCCUGGAUGGGGCUGGGGCCGGUGCUGCGCCCGGGGGCGGCGGCCGGGUGACCGCCCUCGCCCCGCGGACUCCCCGCUCACCCCCGCCCCGCGCCGACAGUAGCCCCAGCGAGCUGUCGGACCACCACACCAUUGGGAGCUACUCGGAGCUGUUCGCCGCCGCCGUGGGCAAUGUAGAAUGGCUGCGGUUCUGUCUGAGUGACCGAAAGGAAUUCUUGGCCGAUGACAAGGGCUUCACGGCCAUCCAUUUAGCGGCCCAGCGCGGCAGGCUACCAUGCAUACAGGUUCUGGUAGAGGAGUACAACUUUCCUGUCGAUCUACCCACCGAUGAUCACCGGACCCCACUGCACCUCGUUGUCAAUAAGGACAACAAGACCACGGCUGUCCCCUGCAUUGACUACCUGCUCCAGAAAGGGGCAGCCAUCAAUGCUGUGACAUGCAACAGCUCCACACCCUUGCACCUGGCGGCCUCUGAGGGCAUGCUGAAAUGCAUGAAGGUCCUGGUGCAGAAUGGUGCUGAUGUCCAUGCCCGAGAUGCCACAGGCUGCAAGCCCAUUGACUACUGCAAAAUAUGGAACCACCGUUCCUGUGCCCGGUUCUUGAAAGAUGCCAUGUGGAAACGGGAUAAGAAGGAUUUUGCCCGUGAGAUGAAGAAACUGAAGCACCUCAAGGAUGAGCUGAUGCCCAUGGAGCAAAACUACCUGAUACAAUACCAAAAAGAACAAAGCAUUCGGAGAGAGACUGAUUUCCAGAAGUGGCUCCAUUCCAAGAAACAAAGCCAACCCCUCGUCUCCAGCACUAUGCAAGAGGCUGGUGCCCAACCUUGUUUCUUUGACCUCUCCAAGACCUCAGGAACCAAGGGCUCCCGCCGCACUGUGGAGGCACGCCUGCAGAGUUUACUGCAGCCUAAGAUACUGCCUAAGCCCUUUAAGGUAGCCACCAUCUGUCAGAGGCCCAAGUUAUGGAAUGUUAGCAAUAACCCUGCUGCAUUUCCUACCACGGACAUCAGGUACCCACAGGGCAUCCGCCUGGGUGUGCAUCCAGACCGGCACAGGGAACAUGACUUCAGCAGCUACCUGGAGGUGACUCAGGAUGCCUAUGGACAUCUGAGUCUGCACACCGUGGAUGGCCACUGGGUGGCGCCCAUGCCCCAGCUGCCUUUCAAGGUGAUAGUCGGCUCGCUGUUCCCAAAGUCUCAGCCAUACAGGAUGAAUGUGCCCGAGGGCUUACAUGCCCUCAGCAUACUUAACCUGGCCCAGAAGCGACACGUAGUUAAAGACACCUGGAUUGACAGUGUGGCCAUGAACAUGCGUGAGACAUUUGACGAAGCCUUCCUGCAAGCACUGCAAGCUCAUCAAGUGCUCUUAGCCCUGCCCCCUCCUCCAUAG